AUGUCAGAAUCAAAGGAGCAAAAUGGAGUGACAGCAGCUGAAGAGGAAGAAUCAAAUAGAGUUGUUGCUGUCGAUACCAAUCAGGAGGAAGGAGAGCUGCAUCAUGUUGAAAGCAAAGAAGAUAUGUUCGAAGAUGCAACUGAUGAUAUUGAAGAGAACCAGUUUCAAGAAAUUGACAAUAGUGCCACUCUGCUACAAGAUCACGAUGUUUCUUCUCCCUCUAUUGAUGAAUUAAGAGCAAUCCUUGACAAGACUCUUCAAGACAAACAUACCCUUUCUGAUGAGUUCAAGGAAGAAAGGGAGAGCAUUGGGAGGGAAGUUGCUAUGCUACGCCGGGAGCUUAAGGGUUUGGCGGAUAAACAGUCUUUGUCUGCUGAUGAUGGGAAUCAGGAAGAUAUGGCAGUUGAUAAUGAUGCUUCUUUAUUGCGUGGGAUGCUAAGUGAGUGCUCGCAGUUUGUUAAGGUUGCAUUGGAUGAGCGCUUACGGACUGACGGGGUGAUAAGAGAGCUAAAUCAGCAGAUUGAGGAUCUUACAGUGAAGGCUCGGGUGGAAGAGAGUGUUGAGGUUGUUGCAGACAGGAUGUUGGCUUCACUUGGUGUGGUGGUUUAUCCUGGGGAGUUGUUGGAUCAUUCUGUUAUGGGAAAACUGACUCAUGUUGAGCGAAGUGGUUCUUUGUUAGUUGAGCAUUAUAGCUGGAUGCUUUAUGAAAUUGAUCAACUUAGGGUGUGUUUAACUGAGGGAGGGUUUAGUUUUGAGGGGCAAGUGGAGUUUGGGCCUGCAUCGAUUUUUGCUGCUGCUCGUGGUGAGUUGGUGGAGCUCAAGAGAAAGGAAUCGGAGAUGGUCGAAAAACUAGGCCAUCUAGAGGAUGAAAGUAGGAAAUUGGUUGAACAGGUUGAGAAGGAAAAAUUGAUGGCAGAGGAAGCAAAUGCAGAACUUGGUAGAGUGAAGGUAGAACUUGAGCAGGAAAAGAAUAGGUUUGCAAAUACAAAGGAAAAGCUUAGCAUGGCCGUGACCAAGGGGAAAGCAUUGGUUCAGCAACGGGAUUCACUAAAGCAUGCUCUUGCUGAGAAAACAAGCGAGCUUGAGAAAUGUUUGGCUGAAUUGCAAGAGAAAUCAAGUGCUAUUGAGGCUGCUGAACUAUGCAAGGGCGAGUUGGUCAAAUGUGAGGACUUGGUUUCAUCAUUGCAGGAAACGCUUGCACAAAGAAAUGCAGUUUUUGAAAGCUUGGAAGAAAUUUUUUCUCAGAGUGAUGUACAUGAGGGACUUCAAUCAAUGGAUGUUAUAGAGAGAUCGAAAUGGCUAGUGAAUGAGGUUGCAUCACUCCAGGAAAAGCUUUUGGAAAAUAAUGCAACUUUUAAAAAUUUUGAAGAAAUUCUUUCUCACACUGAUGUUCCCAAGGAAGAAACAGAUCUUAUUGCGAGGUUGAGAUGGCUUGUGAAUUUGGCUUCGUCACUUGAGGAAACACUUUCACAGAGGAAUAAAAUUAUCAAGAACCUCGAAGAAAGUUUUUUCCACUUCAAUGUGCCUGUGGAACUUCAUUCAGUGGAUAUUGUUGAAAAGUUGAAUUGGAUUGUUGAGGAGAGAAAUGCACUCAAGGAUAACUUGCUGGAAUUCCACAAAUUGAAAGAUGCCUUAUCUUUAAUCGACCUACCUGAAACUGCUUCAUCAUCUGACUUGAAAACUCGAAUAGGUUGGCUUAAGGAAUCAGUUAACCAAGCAAAAGGUGAAAUGAAUGAGAUGCGGGAAAAACUUGCUAGAACGAAGAUAUCUGCGCAAAAUGAGAUUGACCGGUUAAGUGUUUUGCUUUCAGCAGAAAUACAAGAAAAGGAAUAUAUUGAAAUGGAGUUGAAUGUCCAAGCACGCAACUAUGAAGAUGCCCAUCAAGCCUCAUCCGAAAAGCAUCAGAUGGUGCAGAUGUUGUUAGAGCGUUCUGGAAUAACAACAGACAGUCUUGAAGCCUAUCAGAAUUGUUCAGAUCUGUCCAUGCUUGUUGAUAUAUGCUUUGGGAAGAUGAAAGAAGAAAGCAGUACUUCUUCUGAUAUUUCUGCUGUUGGUGAAGUGUUUGAAAGAAUGCAGAGUCUCUUGUAUGUCAGGGAUCAGGAGUUGAUGCUUUGCGAGAAACUUCUUGAAGAAGACAUGCUGGUGAGAUCAGAGGUGAUUAAUCUGUCCAGUGAGCUGAAAAUGGCUUCUCUAGGACUUGCUACAUUGAAGGAGGAAAAGGACACUCUGCAGAAAGAUCUUGAGCGUAUGGAGGAGAAAUCUGCUUUACUGAGGGAGAAGUUGUCCUUAGCGGUUAAGAAAGGCAAGGGAUUGUUUCAAGAUAGAGAAAACUUGAAACUUCUGCUGGAAGAGAAGAAAUCAGAAAUUGAGAAUUUGAAACUCGAGUUACAGAAGCAAGAAUCUAUGGUUACUGACUGCAGGGAUGAGAUAAAUAGAUUUUCUGCUGAUUUAGAGCAAAUCCCAAAGUUGGAGGCUGAUCUAGUUGCUGCAAAAGAUCAACAUGAUCAACUUGAGCAGUUCUUAUUGGAGAGCAAUAACAUGUUACAGAGAGUUAUCGAUUCCAUUGACAGUGUUGUCCUUCCUGUUGAAUUAGCUUUUGAAGAGCCUGUACAAAAGGUGAACUGGCUUGCAGGGUACUUGAAUGAAUGCCAGCAGGCUAAAAUUCAUACAGAGCAAGAGUUGGAAAAAGUUAAGGAAGAAAAUAAUACUCUGGCUAGUGAGUUAGCAGAGGCGCGACAAUCUAUGAAAUCACUUGAAGGUGCAUUGUCAGUUGCAGAGAAUAACAUUUCUCAGCUAUCUGAAGAAAAAGGGGAAAUGGAAGUUGCAAAAAGAGCUGUUGGACUGGACCUACAAAAAGCGAUAGAUGAAACAACUGCUCAAAUUAGCAAGUUUACCAAGGCUUGUGCGACUAUAAAAUCACUUGAAGAUUCAUUGUCACAAGCAGAAAAUAAUAUUUCUAUGAUCACUAAAGAGAGGGAGGAGGCCCAACUGAGCAGAGUUUCUACGGAGGCUGAACUGGAGAAACUAAGAGAAGAGUUUACUAUUCAAACUAGCAAACUUAUGGAGGCAUUGAGAACUAUAAAGUCUCUUGAAGAUGCACUGUCUCAGAAAGAGACCGAUGUUUCUUCGCUGACUGAACAAAACAAUCAUUUCCAGGAUGACAGAACCAAUUUGGAGAAUGAGCUAAAGAAGCUGACGGAAGAAGCUGAAUCCCAGACUGGCAAACUGACAGAUGCCUUUUCAACUAUAAAAUCACUGGAGGGUGCAUUCUCAAAGGCGUCAAAUGAUAUCUCUGUGCUGGAAGAUGAAAAGAGUAUAGCUGAGCAGAAGAUUUCUAUGCUUAAUUCUAAGUUGAACACAUGCAUGGACGAAUUAGCUGGAACCAGUGGCAGCUUAGAAAGCAGGUCUAUGGAGCUCAUGCAUCACCUUGGUGAUCUUCAAAUUGUUAUGAAAAAUGAGAGUCUGUUGUCCAUGGUCAGACAACAUUUUGAGAAGCAGUUUGAGAGCUUGAAAAAUAUUGAUCUCAUUCUCAAGGACUUAAGGAUCCACUUUGUUGACACAGAUCUGGAAGCACUGAAAAGUUACUAUAUAAUGGAGGAAGAUUCAUGUGCGACAAAACCUUUUCCUUAUGACCUUGGCAAUAGUGUGAACAGUGGAAUUGAUAAUGGUCCGGUGAAUGCAUUGGAUGUUGAUAACAUUUCCAUGUAUUUGAAGAAGACUGUUGAAGAAUUUCAGUUGAGAAACAAAAAUCUUGCAGAAAAUUUUGAAGGUUUCUCAAUUUUCACAGAUGAAUUUAUUGAAGCACUAUUGAGAAAAUUAAGGGCAAGCAAAAAUGCUGUAAGUUUUGUUUUUGAUUACAUGGGGAAUUUGAAAGAAAAAAUGAAGAAUAUGGAACUGCUUAAAGAGGAGCAUGAGAAAACCAUAGCCAAAUUAGAACAAGAUCAUACAAUUUUGCUAUCUGCUUGUACCAAUGCCACUAGAGAACUGCAGUUUGAAGUUAAGAACAAGCUACUGGAACUGAGCUCUAUUCCUGAGCUUGAAAAGUUGAACUGUAAUUCCAUUCAAGAAGCGAGUGAAAUUGGUGCUGACAACACAGCGCAUCUGCAAAGACUUGAUCAAAGAGAAUAUGCCAUGAUAGCGGAAAAGUUGUCAUUAGCUGCAACCAGAGCUCAAACUCUGGCUAAACUGUUUGAGAGUACAAGUAAUGUGGCGGCCGCAACAAUAGAAGACUUGCAGAACAAAUUGGAGGAAAGCACAGUAGCUUCAGAAAAAGCCACAGAAAAUAGCGUUAUAGUCCAAAAUAGGGUUUUGGAUUUGGAGACUGAUGUCGAAGCAUUACAAAAUUCAUGCAAAGAGUUGAAACUCAAAAUAGCAGAUUACCGAGCUGUAGAGGAAAAGUUGAGUGGACAGGAAGCAGAACUGUCAGGUUUACAAGGUAAUCUGUUGUUGAAAGAUCGAGAGGCUGGAGAAUCUCUCAUGUCUGCAUCGCAAUUGAAAACCCUUUUUGAGAAGAUAAGUAGGAUUGAAAUUCCUUUUGCUGAUUCAGAAGUAGGAGGUUUGGAACCCCAUAGUUCAGCUGAUGUAAAGAAAUUGUUUUACAUUGUUGAAAGAAUAUGUGAGUUGCAUGAUCAAUUAAAUGCAUUAUCUCAUGACAAAGAAGAGCUACAAUCGACCCUGUCAACAAGGAUUCUUGAAAUCGAGCGUCUGAAAGAGGAAACUGAAGAACACUUCAGAAAUAGGCAAGAUUACGAAAAGAUGAAGGACGAAAUGUCUGAGCUAUUGCUCGGUCUAGAGAAGCUUAUUGAUAUAUUGGGAGAUCAUGGAUUUGUUGGGGAAAAAAAUCCUCUGGAACUUGGUACGGAGUUACUUGGGAGUCAGAAAGUUAUAGAUGAAUUGUCAUCCAAGAUUAAAGUACUUGAAGAUUCAUUCCAAAGUAGAACUGCUCAGCCAGAGAUUGUUCAGGAAAGGAGCAUCUUUGAAGCACCCUCAUUGCCUACUGGCUCAGAGAUAUCUGAAAUCGAAGAUACGGGAUCAGUUGGAAAGAAUGGAACAUCUUCUGUUGCCUCAGCUACUGCCUCAGCUGCUCAUGUGCGAACUAUGCGAAAAGGAUCAACCGACCAUCUUGCGCUCAAUGUUGAUCUGGAAUCUGGUAGUCUGAUCAACAACGAGGAAACUGAUGAGGACAAAGGUCACGUCUUCAAGUCCCUUCACACAUCAGGUCUUAUUCCAAAACAAGGAAAGUCAGUUGCAGAACGAAUUGAUGGGAUAUGGGUAUCUGGCGGCCGAUUGCUAAUGAGUCGUCCCAGAGCAAGGCUAGGCCUUAUUGCCUACUGUUGGAGGCCAUCAACUGUUAUGACUUUGCUUACUAAUGCCUCAGCUACUAUUUUUUCUGUAAUCAACCACAUAUCAUGGGCAAAUUCUACCUUCAUGGGUGGGAAGUUUAGUGGCCUCUAUCUAAAUGAUUCUUGCCAGUGCUUGCAGUUACCUGCCAAAUCACCUAGGGGCUACAAAUUUGGCACGAGGACUUUUGCCAGACGGAAAUCAGUGAAGAAAUGGACAAGGGAUGGACAGUCCCAAAAUGGUAUAGCUCUGCAAAGUACCGAGAAGAGUUUAGAAGAAGAGAGAAAGGUCUUAUCAGACAAGUCUCCUUUAGAGGAUAAUUCUGUUGAGUCAGUGCAGAAUACAGUCAGCAAUACCGCUUCAAGAAGUGAUGUGCUUCAGGCAUGCACUGUCACUUCUGGGUUGAUAGCUGCUUUGGGUAUAUUAAUUCGACAGGUAUCUCAUGUCGCCUCGGUGGAAGGACUACCAAUACUCGACUGCUCCACAGAAGUCUCAUUUGGUACUGAGAUGUGGCAUCUUGAGUUGAUUACAGGAUUGGUCAUACUGAUUUCAUCAUGCAGAUACUUGCUACUGAAGACAUGGCCAGAUUUUUCUGAAUCUACAGAAGCAGCAAAUCAGCAGGUCCUUACAUCACUUCAACCUUUGGAUUAUGUUGUUGUUUCAUUCUUGCCUGGGGUUAGUGAGGAACUUCUUUUCCGAGGUGCACUGCUGCCCCUUUUUGGGAUGGAUUGGAAGAGUGUCCUUCUAGCUGCCACCAUAUUUGGUGUUCUACACUUGGGAAAUGGUCGAAAGUACUCCUUUGCUGUCUGGGCAACCUUUGUUGGAUUUGUAUAUGGCUAUGCUACCGUUUUAUCUUCAAGCUUGGUCGUACCAAUGGCUUCUCAUGCACUGAACAAUCUAGCCGGUGGGCUCUUGUGGAGACACACAUCAAAGUCAGCAAAAUAG
This is a messenger RNA of Dovyalis caffra, 6285 nucleotides long. Lineage: Eukaryota; Viridiplantae; Streptophyta; Magnoliopsida; Malpighiales; Salicaceae. The record is from the annotation of a GenBank genome assembly.